AUGUUGAGUAUGGAGGGAGAAGCUCUUGAAUGGUAUUUUUGGAUGGAAGACAGGUUUCCAUUCCAAGAUUGGCACGACAUCAAGAGUCAAUUGGGGAAACGGUUCAAGACAUCUGAGAUGGAGAGUUCACUACAACAACUAAUGAGCUUACAACAAGCCACAUCAGUAAGAGAAUUCAGGGCUGAAUUUGAACGAAUUUCAGCCUUUCUACCUCAUAUAAACACAAAAGUAUUAGAAGAUGCAUACGUGAGGGGCUUGAAACCGGACAUCAGAUUGGAAUUGGCAAUGCAUAAGCCCUUGGGACUCAGAGAAACAAUGGAUCUAUCAAUCCAAGCUGAGCUUCAUCUUCAGGAAAUCCGAAAUAGCAGAAUGAAUUCUUUAGGAAACAAGUGA
Spirodela intermedia is the source of this 393-nucleotide messenger RNA. The record is from the annotation of a GenBank genome assembly. Lineage: Eukaryota; Viridiplantae; Streptophyta; Magnoliopsida; Alismatales; Araceae.